CUGCUGCUGCUGCUACUAUAUAUGCGCUCACCCCAAGAGCCAUCAACAACAAAACAACUUCACCCCCGGCCGGAUCACCGGUAUCUCACUGCACAUUCGCAGCACAGCACACCCUCUCCGCUUUACGGGGCACAGCAGCAGCUCCAUCCACGAUCUUCGAGCAACUUGACAAUCUUCUGGACCAGUCACGUCCACAAAAGGGCAGGCGCCGUAUUGAGAUGUCGCUGAGGCCGCUCAACACAGAGCGCAGCUUCCUCCUCUCCCCGAAGACAAAGAGCAGCCCCAAGGAUGCCUGCGCCGCGCCGCUGAGGUCGCCGUCGCCGAGGGUCGUCGCCCCGCCGCCCAAGAGGAGGAUGGCGCGCGGCCCCGGCGGGCUCGAGAGGUCGCUCAGCUUCAAGAACUGGGAGGCGGAGGAGGGCCAUGAUCAGCCGGAGCCGGAGGCGGCGGCGGCGAGCCGCUGCAUCAACGGCGCGCGCCCGGAGAGCCUCGUGCUCCAGAGCCCCAAGACCAGGGAGCAGCAGCAGGCCGACGCCGUCGUGGGGGCGUCCCCCGCGCGGAAGUCGCCGGUGGAGGAAGUCAUGGAGUACAUCUCCCCGAGGUCCCGGAGCGAGCUCGACGAGGCGGCCACCAAGGUCCAGAAGCUCUUCAAGGGCCACCGCACCCGGAGGACCAUGGCCGACUGCGCCAUUGUCGUCGAGGAGCUCUGGUGGAAGGCCUAUGACUCCGCGUCUCUGAGCAUCAAAUCCAUCUCCUUCUUCGACGAGGCAAAGCAGGAGACGGCAGCUUCCCGGUGGUCCAGGGCCGGGAAGAGGAUUGCCAAGGUCGGCAAGGGGCUGUCAAAGGACGAGAAGGCCCAGAAGCUAGCACUGCAGCACUGGCUCGAAGCUAUUGACCCACGCCAUCGCUACGGGCACAACCUGCACCUGUACUACGACAUCUGGUCGGCAAGUUCGAGCACAGAGCCAUUCUUCUACUGGCUGGAUAUCGGUGCCGGGAAAGACGAGCAUCACCCUAAGUGUCCGAGAAACAAGCUCUACUCACAGUUGAUCAUGUACCUCGGACCAAAUCAGAGAGCGGAUUACGAGGUUAUCGUGGAGGAAGGAAAGCUGAUGUACAGCAGAAGUGGACUUUUUGUGAACACCACUGAGGAUUCCAAAUGGAUAUUUGUGCUGAGCACCACUAGAUCAUUGUACAUCGGACAGAAAAAGAAGGGUGAGUUCCAGCACUCAAGUUUCCUAGCUGGUGCAGCGACAACUGCUGCGGGUCGAUUGGUUGCCAAAGAUGGUGUUCUAAAGGCAAUAUGGCCAUACAGCGGUCACUACCUCCCGACAGAAGAGAACUUCAGAGAGUUCAUCAGUUUCUUGGAGGAGAACAGUGUUGAUUUAGCCAACGUCAAGAGGUGUUCGGUUGACGACGAUGAGUACCCGUCAUUCAAGAAGACCUCAGACGAGCCUACUGAAAUGGACCACGGUGAGAAGCCUGCCGAAGUGGAAAUUAACGAGAGCCUGAACAGCUCGCAGGUGGAGCUACCUGAGGUAGACAUUGUCAAGGAGGGGGUUGCUGAAGACAGCAUGGACACCGAGGCAACAGAGGCAAAGAUGGCCAGCCUCCCGUCAUUCAAAUGGGCGACUGCUGCCGGCGCGCGCAUUGGCUGUGUCCGGGACUACCCGGCUGAUCUCCAGAGCAUGGCUCUUGAGCAUGUGAACCUUUCACCGAGAGUGGUGCCCUCUCCGAGCGCGAACAGGCUGCCGAUUCCGUCCCCUCGCCCGAGCCCAAAGAUCAGGCUGUCACCCAGGCUGCACUACAUGGGUCUCCCUACCCCCACUGGUCGCCGACUCCCAAUCCCGAGCCCGGAGAUCAGGAGGUCGCCAAAGAAGCAGUUCAUGGGGUUUCAGACACCGGCCGUGGCUCUCACUCUCCCCAAGCACAAGGGCAAGUAAUUGGUCAUGCCGCGGUACAGCACUGCUGUUAUGAGCUAUGACAGCAUUUUUAGAUAGUUAUAGCUAGACCAGAGAUAACAAUUUUGUUCUUCUACUUUGUUCUUUGAUCGUGUGCAGUGUGCCACCAUUUUUUAGUAUGUUCAUCUUCUUCUUUGACCUGAGGUGCGUGCAUCAGUGGCACAGUGUAUACUACAGGCUGUAUAGUCUGGACUCACAACCCUGCAAAUAAAGCAUGGAAUUUUGCAGAUUCUUUUGAAUAAAAAAGACUGUUCUGUCCAUCA
Messenger RNA from Brachypodium distachyon (stiff brome), 2221 nucleotides. Its product is annotated as IQ domain-containing protein IQM1. The transcript is spliced from 9 exons. The coding region runs from base 219 to 1940 and encodes 573 amino acids. The record is from RefSeq and is a predicted model, not a curated record. NCBI's taxonomy places the organism in Eukaryota, Viridiplantae, Streptophyta, Magnoliopsida, Poales, Poaceae. Gene Ontology annotation, molecular function: protein binding.